GUUCGAAGGUGACAUUGCUUCUGAAGACAGAAUGCGUAACUCUCGGAUGCCAGUCUCGUGGUGGCGGAUGCUUGCUCAUUGAUGCAGCGCAUUUGUAAACGGUCGACUCAGCUGCAGUAACACAGGCAUCAUAUUGCGACCGGUAGUCUGUAUGUGGCACGACAGGAGAACACAGGAUGCUAAGAAAAAUCAGCUUUUUCUUCAAGUCUUCUUCGAACAGUCAAUGAUGUCUGAUGGCAACAAGUGUAUUCUGUUAACUGUACAAGGGGACAACCAUGUCUUCCGACAGUGAUGGAUAUGAGCCCUCUGACUCUAGCACCAGGCCUAGAGUCAUCCGAGCUAGGCACCCAAGGUCGUCAUCUUCAGCAACAGAUGACGUACAAGUGUUAACAUCUUCAUUAAGGAGUACAAGUCGAAAUUUGAAUGCUGUAGAUGGGCUGCUUGGCCACUAUCGAGACAGCAACAAAAGACAGAAUGCUGCCAUCGAGAGGUUAAGAGACAACCUUGCUCGCUCUACCGAAAGUCUUCGUCAAGAGCGACUCAAUCGUUUAUCAUCUCAGCAGGGCAGUCCCGGUAGUGGCAGUCGACCACUGAGGGCAAGUGACUUGCGGGAGACCAGCGGUCGAAGAAAAUACCAACCAACUUCACCCCAUGAUGAUUAUACAAUUACAAGAGGAUCGAAGCGAUUGAAGGGAAGGCACAUGAGGAGACCCUCUGUAAAAUUCACUGAUGAGUUGGACGAGAUUCAUGACAUUCAUGAGACGGUAAGAGAUUUAAGCGACAAUCAGAUUCGCUUGGAGCAGGACCUCGACCAGGCGAUUCAGCUCAGGAAUCAAGAUCGCAUUGACAGUCAAAAAGCCCUGCAAGAGCUCUCAGACAGUGUCAGACAAUCGCAGAGGAAGGAGGAAGAACAGAAGUCUUCUCAGAGGGUGGAUAAGAAAUUACAGGCCAUCCAAGAGGAAUUACGACAGCACAGGAUCCACCAGGAGGCUCAGGAAAAGAGGAAGAAAGAAACUGGGCAGCUGUCUGUUGAACUGAAGCAGGCAAUAGCAGCCCAGUCUAAGCAGGAGGAGAAGGAGAUGAGAGAACGCCUCUUGAAGGCAGAAACUGAGAAGCAACAACUAACCGUGCAGCUGGAGACAGCCCAACGAAAACUGGACCGAGCCCAAGGGGUGAAAGCAGCCAUGCAAGAUCAGAUUGAGGAUUACAAAAAUCGUUUGAGAUUCUCUGACCAUGAGCGGUCCAUCAUGCAGGAUAGAUUCUCAGACCUGCAAGAAUCCAUGGAGCAAGAAGGGCUGCCUUUAAGCCGGACAGACAGGAAACAUCAACGACUACAAGAAACUAUUGCAAAGGAGGAGAAAGACCGGCAGGUCUUGGAGGGAGAGAUCCAACGAUUGAAAGCACAGCUGACUCAGUCCCAGUCCAAGCAGGAUCACCAGAAAUACCAGCGGGAAUUGGAACGUAGUGAAAAACAACGAGACCAGUUGUCACAACACUUGGAGAGUGUCACUAAGGAGCUGGAGAACAAAGAGAGGCAUGCCGCUAAACUGGUCACUGACCUGCAGGACGCCAGUGAGAAUCUCAAGGCAAGUCAGGAGCAUGAGAAAAUUGCCGUGGCCCGGCUGAAGGAGCUUGAGAAGAGACUAGCCGAUGGCGACAGGAAAGCAGAGCGGCAGGAGGAGAGACUACUGGAGCUGGAGAGGUUGCUGGAAGAAGCUCGGUACAAGAAGGACGAUAUGAGGACCAAGGCCAAAGACAAGAUAAGGCAAUGGAAGUUAAAGUGUGCUAAGCUGCAGAGAGACGCAGACACUCUCAAGCGUCGCUUGUCUCAAGCUGUGGAACGUAAUCAACAUUUGCUGACUGACAAUGAGUCACAUCGGACACUGAAUGGCACCUCCACACACCGCUUGGACAGCUUGCAAAGAGAAAUCAAUGAUACCCUGGAGAAACGUGCCCAGCAAGAUGAACAGCUUCGCCUCAAGGAUAUCGAGAUAAACGAGCUGAAGUCGGUGCGCAAGGAUUUGGAAUUGGAACUGCGAGACACAAGGAACUUCAUGGACAAGUUGGACAAUGAGCUGAGAGCACACCAAGUCAGGUACAACGUCCUAGCCGAUGAAAAGCUCAGACUGGAGGAGGACUUGAAUUCCUUCAAAACCAAAACUCAACUGGCAGAGGACCACAUGCAGAAAUUACAGAGUGAAUGGCAUAAAUCCAAUGCCCAGAAGACAGAAUUGUCCGCUCAGCUAGCGGAGGAGUCUGGCAGUCGUCGCGUCGCCGAAGCCCACAUAAGACAACUGACUCAAGAUAUUAAGAUAGCUAAGGAAGAUGCUGAUCGACUCACACAGCAACUCAAACAGGAGAAGCGUGACCAUGAAAUGAACAUGGAAGAGUUGCAGAAGGAGAACGAAGAGAAGAAGAGUCAGGGAGAACGAAUGAUCAUGGACCGAUCCAAUCGCCUGAAGCGUGAACGAGCCGAGAUGGAAGCAGAACUGCAGACCCUCAAGCUUGAAAUUGCGGACAGCCAGUCUCAGCUGAAGACGCUGAGACGUCAGUUGGAAGAAAGCCGCUCAGAUGCCGAGAAAGCAAAGACCGAGCUGAUGAGCGCAGAGCAGGAGAAUGGAAAACUGCGACGGAAGUACGAACGCGCAAAAACUGGUUAUCAGGAACAAGCUCAGCUCGCUGAGGUAGAAAACAUCCGGGCGUCCAAUCUAGAAAAACGUCUUAUAGGUGUGUCAAGCCAACUGAUGGAUCAAGACUUGGAGAACGAAAGUGUUCUGCAUGCCAUCAAUCAGGAGGUCGAUCGUCUUGUGGAGGUUUGUGCUGGACAGGACGAGGUACACAGGGCCAUCUCGUCCCCGACCAGAGACGUGAAGCACAAGCCACAGCACUGGCUCACGGAAAUCAAGGGUAAAUUGCAAUGGGUAGAGGAGGAAAUGAGCAGAAAGCUGGCCCAUCAGAGGAAACUCCGGCAAGACCUGGAGCGCAGCCGCACCGACGCGGACGAGGUGGCCCGCUAUGGCGAUCUCCAGAACAGACUGCUGCGGUCAGAGCUGGACAAACAGAGUGGCCUGCUGCACGAACUCGAACAGAAUAAUCAAGAUUUGGUGGCAAGCAAAAGGCAGAAGGACAUAGUGGUGAAGUCUUUGGAGAAGCAAGUGGAUAAGUUGGAGCAUCACAUUGAGAUGAAUGUCAAAUCGCUACGUCGCAGCCUUGAACUGAUUCCAGACCUGGACAGCCCACCGAGAGACUCUCCCGCGCAAGACUAUAAAAAACUCAAGGACCUACAAGAAGAACGUGACCGCAUCAAUGACAGAUACAAUAGGUACAAAGGAACGGUCACUCUCUUACAACAGCAGUUGGAGGAAGCUAAGCAGUCGACCGGCUUCCAAUCCCCAGGAACGAGUCCCCUUGUACAAAGUUACAAGGGCAAUCGAAUAUCUCCAGCCUCUUCAAAUCUCUCCUUGAAGAAGCACAGAAGUCCAGAGACAGACUCACGAGGAAGGCAUCCAGCUAAGGGGCUUUCAGAUCUGAUUGGUAAAAGCGUGUCACCGUCUUCUAAAAAGAGAGCACCUUACAGAUUGAUGCCUCCGGACAGCAGCGAGAACCCAUCAUCCGCGUGUCUUCCUCGACAUUUGUUAUGAUGAUAAAUCGUGUGCAUGAUAUAUCUGCUGCCCAGUGUUAGUUAAUAUUUUUGACCCUGGAAGAUUGUUUAUUUUCCUUUUACAGCGCAUCAUUCCAAAUUGUCUCCAGCUGAUGACGCAUUUUUGUCUCUGCGGGCGAGGGACUUGUAAGGCCCAACAUACCAAAGCGAGGAUCGUUUGUCUGGGCCCUUGACACUCUGCACUCAACCACGGAUAGCAGUUUACGCUGUUCACGGGAGCAUAUUCUCAACUGUGAAUCGCUGUACAAAUGAGAACAUUAAUGGCAGUAAUAAGUAAAGUGCACUUUAUCUAGCAAUCGCUGGUGCUUGGUGGAUCAGUGAAUAAAGCAGGACACUGCCGGCAGAUACCAGUGAAACUAGGUGUAUCCAGGGUAUCGUGUUCUUGUGAAUAGCACAUACUGUUCAUUAAUCAUGAAUGUUAUUACAAAUGAAUGUUUAUGCUUGGAGGAUACGCCAUGCGAGGAUGACGAUGAACCAUGAACAGUUAAUGCAGAACUAUUGUUGUCUUUCCUGUUCCCGCGUCACAGCUGCACUUUUUUGCCCAUGCCAAAUCGACAAAACAUGAGCGCCGGCAAAAGCAAAACCAAUUAUUUCCAACAAACUUGAGCAUCCUUUCAGUUGUAUUGUACGAUUAAAUGUGUUGAUACACUUUAUAAGAGAAAAUACCGCCUAAAUGACUUAAAGCGCCCUACCUCUUUCAAAAUGGUGGUCAAUUGUUAGGAUAACAAAAAAAGACUCUACCAGAUACGGUUCUUUCCCAUGAAGUUUAAACUGUAUUGGUAAAUAAACCGCGGCGUUCAUUACCAAAUUAGUAGGCCUACAGUUUAGGGUUGGAUGAGUCCAGUUGUGUAUGAAGACUGUUUUUAUUAUUCAGGUGGUAUUUUUGCGGCCUGUAGCAUAAAUGACCAAUUUGCUGUGAUGUUAGCGUAAUAUAGAAAUAUUUAUAGAGGUAUUUAUUGGUUAAUGGGCAUUCGUUUGCCGACUUCUUUUGUGUGGAAGCCAUUUAGUCGUAGCAAAGUGUACGUUUGAUUCUGUCUCUCUCUCACGCCAAGGAGAUAGUGAAGGUUGUCUACAGCCUACCCAAUUUGCUAUUCGAAAUGGUAGUCUUCUUCGCAGUGUUACUUCCAGAUGGGGUGUAACAUAGCGGCGAUGAACAAUUGAAUCUUGGUUGGGAAUCGGGAUGAAAUUUUUUAAACACUCUCUGUUCAAACUCACACCACUGUAUCUCCCUUGCCCUACUUUGAUAAGUUACAUCACAUCUAAUGUGUUUGCGGUGAAAUUACCCCGUCACGUGCAAGAGGGCUGUCGGGGGAAAAUAUCCAGCGCUACCAACUUGUGUGAUUUUAGAAAGUCAACAGUUCAAUUGGAAGGCAUUUGUACGUUGGCACGAGAUUGUAUUUCCGCGGUGUGUUUGCUUGAGAGGAAUCGGGUAUUUAUUUAGUGAUAUAUUAUGUCGCUUUAUCGCGCAGUGACGGUGGCACGUUGACAGGAAUGGCGUCAUUUAUUUUACUGUAUGGAGACUUCAGUGCGGGAAGACUUGAGAGUUGGGUAUCAAGACACGCAAUCAGGCAUAGGGUGUAAGAGGCUAAGAGCGCGAUGUCUCUCCAACUUUUGAAUAUGGGUUUUGAAGUCAGGGCAAGGGUGACGGUAAUGUUGAAUAAGCUUAUACGUCGUGUUUGUAAUGAUGGCUAUUGGACAUGGUCGAUUUAUUCCUGGGUACGUUUAUGGAGGAUGUUUUGGGUGUGUGUUUUUUAGCGAAGAUAAGGAAUAUGCAUAGACAUCUUAUAAACUAAUUUGAAGAGUUGCCUUCAUAACUGUGAUUGCUUAGCACUCGCGAGUAUUCUUCAACUCGACUGGCGCAUGUAGUCCUGGCUAGCUCCGGCACCUAUUGGUCAAAGAGUCAUGUAACACGCGCGUACCACCUGUCCACGUGUGUGGUGUCACCGCAGUGAAGUAUUCGUAUUCUGGCUGUCCAGUUAGUUUACAGGGAGAGGUUUUCGUAACAGGUAAUUUUUGAAUGUGCGUAAGAACCUAAUCCUCUCGUGACAGUCUUUUUGCGCCUGUAAAAACCGACAGUAUACAGUCGACUGAUUUAUUUUUUGAUUCACCAAAGCUGUCCCUUCUGUCGACAACAGAGCUCAUAUUAAACUAAACACUUGUUUCUUUGAGGUGAAACGGAGCCAAUUUGGUAUGUUAUUAUUUUGAAUACGCACUUAACUUGAGCGGUGCAUUAUUAAUUUUCAACUACUGGGCAAAAUCUGAAAUGGAGUUGAUGUGUACACUGUCGCUGUCUCACAUAGGCUGUUUUCAUUUGCCACACGGCCCGUGUGUCUCUUGGCGGCAGUGAAGCAGACCAUAGAGGCAGGCGGUGCUUAAUUGAAUGCGUGCAACCCGCUCGAUUCCAGCCAGGCGAGAGAGAGAGAUAUCAGAAAGAGAAGAAAGAUCUUCAUUUUGUCAGGCGCUGCUCACUCCUGGUGCCAGAUUUGUCAUUUUCCUGCCACAUUCCCACUUUCCGGCGUUUGCUUCGGCGCAGUAAUGACGUCAGAGCCCUUCAUGUAACACACUGUGGACCCAUCCCCACGUUGCCAGAUGUCGAUUUGCUAUUACGUUAAAGGUGUUGCGCGCGUGUGAAGUCUGGCCCGCAGAACGCUCGCCUGCAGCUUCUGUUAAGUGUGCGACACUCUCGCAAUAUUAUCUAGUUCCACCGGUUUUUUAUUUGUACAAAUCUGAAAUGAUACAUAUUUAUACAUUUUGCAUUGGUUACAUGUGAUUUUUUUACCUGUAUAAAUUUAGGAUAUUUUAAGGAAAUAAAACUUUUCAGAACAGAUUUCUUGGAAUGUUUUCAUUUAUGAGACAGUACCGUACUCGUAUGCUCCGGCUUGGCCGUGUGUUUUAUAUCUUAGUGCUUCCACUUUGUAAUCUUGUACAUGAUGCACCGACUGUGUAUUUAAGGUGAAACGUCUGAAGAGAAAGUAUCUUUGUUUUGAAUGAUUUUAAUUAACUACAGAGUAGGUCUUCCAUUCCAACAAUAUGUGCUGUUGAUGUAAUUUUCACUUAUAUCUGUAAAUAAUUCAGUAGAAACAGCAAUGCAUAAGACUUUAUGAAAUACAUUGCGUCACCAUUUUCCUAAGUGCUGGGUUUACAGUUCGUGUUUGUACAAAUUCUAACCACUAAAAUUAAAUAUGGAAUAAAAUUUUUGAGGCCAUGCCG
Molecule: messenger RNA, 6871 nt
Organism: Acanthaster planci (crown-of-thorns starfish)
Lineage: Eukaryota; Metazoa; Echinodermata; Asteroidea; Valvatida; Acanthasteridae
Gene: cep128
Product: centrosomal protein 128
Cellular component (GO): centriole; spindle pole
Source: RefSeq, a predicted model, not a curated record